AAAUUUUGAGGAUAGGUGCCAAAUGUGCAGAUUUGACACUGAGAGCAAUAAUACAAUGGCAAGAUGUCAUUUCGUUCCCUCCCGAACUCACAGGAUUUUUAAGGAUCUCUGUGUACGAGCAUAGCCGCAGUAUAGGAGAUCGUUGUUUCUCUAGUUGCUCUCAUCGGGACACUCCCUUCGGAUAAUGAAUGUUGGGGGAAACAGAUAGACUACCUACCAAUGUACUGGAAAGGAACGAUGGUCUAGAAGUAUAGCAUGUUUCUGCCAUGAAAUGGCUUUGCCGAAGGUCACAUGGAAGUAAGACGAUUGAGUUUACACCCAGUUCUUCUAACGCGUACACGGCUAACAGUGAUAUUAAGAUUGGCGCAGAUCCUGCGUCCAGCACCUACCUGUCUUUCAAGCGGUUCUUUCUAGAAUUCUCCUUGCGAGCAACAUCACAGAUGUCCCAGUAGCACUCUCAACUAAAGGAGGAACUAAUGAAAGUUUCUUUCUCAUACAAAUAUCUUGAUCAAGGACUAUUACCAACUCUCGAAAAAUUCGGUGUUUAUGUGGAAUGUGAACUCAAAUUUAGAGGAUGGCCACCAUGGGCGAGCCGUGCAGAAUUUAAGAUACAUUCCAUACCUCUAGCCAUUGGCCAGUCCUUGAAGGUGUCAGCUCGGCCAACAGAACAAGGAAGCUUGAAGGAAGUAUUUCGAUUCCAGUACUCGAGACAAUCUAGAACCCUCUUGAAGCUUUUUUCUUGCAAAUAUGACGCAACGCUUCCCCAAAUGAGUGUCAAUACUGUCCUACGUGAGAAUACACAUCGAAUGUACACAAUUUUAGUGGCUCAUAGCCUCUACCGGGCCACAAUUUGUUUUUGAUUGGCUUUAUGAUAGAAAGGCCAAAGACAAGACCCCAGAAGAUAUAUCUGCCAUCUCAACAGAUGGAUUAAUGUAAAAGCUCAAGAAAGGUUGUUAGUGGAUGAGUUUCCUUCAAGAUCAACUGGUAUUUUCGAGCACUUGCUGAUGCUCAAUCGACAGUUUUAGGACACGAGCUCUCUUCCGAUUCGAAAAGUCGCUGAGUCCUACGGAUGAGCCUUUUCGGGGUUGGAACUAAAUAUACUACUACAAUUAGAUGAAAUGCUAGUCAGAUCCUGCCACAACAAAUGCUAUGAUAACGG
This is a messenger RNA of Sclerotinia trifoliorum, 1159 nucleotides long. NCBI's taxonomy places the organism in Eukaryota, Fungi, Ascomycota, Leotiomycetes, Helotiales, Sclerotiniaceae. The record is from the annotation of a GenBank genome assembly.